AUGGAAGAUAAAUAUAUAUUAUCGCUGGAUAUUGGAACUAGUACCAUUCGAUCUGUAAUUUACAAUUCAAAGACUGAUAUUAUAGGCAAUGCUUUUGAACAGGUUGUUUUACAUUACCCAAAACCUGGUUUUGUAGAAGUUGAUCCUGACGAACUCUGGCAGUCAAUUGUUAAUGUUGUGAAAAAAUCUCUCGAAGAUGCCAGCCUUUCAGCAGCACAAAUCACAGCGAUGGGUAUUUCAACCCAGCGCAGUACAUUCAUAACUUGGUCGCGUAAAACGGGAAGAACGUUCCAUAGAUUUUGUACAUGGAAGGACAUAAGGGCUGAUAAACUCGUUACAGAAUGGAAUUAUUCGUACACUUGGAAGGCAAUAAAAUUAGGCGCCUAUGUUCUUCAUAUGGUAACAAGAAACAAACGUUUUAGAGCUGGAAGCGUUAUGAAAUUUACUAAUAAUCAGACUCUACUGAGAUUAUGCUGGGCGCUACAAAAUAUACCAGCGUUGAAAAACGCUGUGCAGAAUAAUGACGCGAUGUUCGGAACCUUGGAAACUUGGCUGUUGUACAAACUCACAGGUAACAAGGUCCACAUGUCGGACGUAUCCUCUGCCUCAGCGACGGGUUUAUUCGACCCCUUCACAAUGCAGUGGGCAGGUUGGGCGAUGCCAUUAUUUAAUAUACCGAAAUCCAUCUUACCUGAAGUAGUGGACAAUGCAGGCGAGCAUUUUACGAGUACUGUGCCAGAGAUUUGGGGCCACGCUAUACCUAUUAGAAGCUGUAUAGCCGACCAAACAGCUUCAAUGUGGGGAUCGUGUUGUUUCGACACGGGCGAUGUGAAGCUUACAAUGGGAACGGGUACAUUCUUCAAUAUAAACACCGGCCGCUCGCCUCAUGCUAGUGUGUCGGGGUUGUACCCAGUGGUGGGCUGGCGGCUGGGCGACGAGAUAGUGUUUUCGGCGGAGGGCGGUAACAACGAUACCGCCACUAUUAUAACGUGGGCGCAGAAUAUAGGAUUGUUUGAAAGCCCCGCUGAUACAGCUGAAAUAGCGAUGUCUGUUCCUGAUACGGACGGGAUAUACUUUAUACCAGCGUUUAGUGGAUUAGGGGCACCAUACAACGACUGCACUGCAGCUGCCGGCUUCAUCGGCAUUAAGCCGUCGACGGUUAAGGCGCAUUUAGUGCGCGCCAUACUCGAGGCCAUCGCAUUUCGAACCGUGCAACUGUACGCCUGCGUACGUGCAGAAACUAAUUACGUUUUUAACGAUAUCAGGUUGGAUGGCGGCGUUUCUAAUAACGAUUUCAUAGCUCAGCUGAUAUCAGAUCUCACAGGACUACGCGUGGAAAGACCUGCGCAAGUUGAAAUGUCUUCCUUAGGCUGUGCACACUUAGUUGGUUUGCAAUUAGGUAUAUUCAAAUCAAAAGAAAAACUAAAGUCAAUGCGAAAAAUUGGCACGGUUUUCACUCCCCGUCCUCAUAUUAAAAAAGCAUAUGAAUAUACUUUCCGCCGUUGGGAAGAGGCAGUAAAUAGAAUGUGCGGCUGGUACAAGGAAACCCAACCCUCCACAGCCAUUUCAGAUACUAAUGAUUCGCUAACACAACAAGACACCAUCAAAAUGGCGGCACCGGGGGAAAAAGGUGACUACGUCAAAUAG
This is a messenger RNA of Parnassius mnemosyne (clouded apollo), 1647 nucleotides long. Lineage: Eukaryota; Metazoa; Arthropoda; Insecta; Lepidoptera; Papilionidae. The record is from the annotation of a GenBank genome assembly.